This is a messenger RNA of Scaptodrosophila lebanonensis, 401 nucleotides long. RefSeq lists its product as uncharacterized. The record is from RefSeq and is a predicted model, not a curated record. Bases 1 to 351 code for a protein of 116 amino acids. Lineage: Eukaryota; Metazoa; Arthropoda; Insecta; Diptera; Drosophilidae. The transcript is spliced from 2 exons.
AUGGCUGAUGACGAAGAUAAACCAAAGAAACACACACUCGAUUCGUUAUUUCUGAUAUAUUGCAAUUUUAAGGUAAUACCCACAGAUCUGGAGAACGAGGAAUAUGAUUGCAUCUUGCUCUCCCAAGUCGAUUGCUGGCUUGAACAGGCCAAGUUAAUGCCCACGCCAUUUACGCGCACACAAACUGGAAUGAUUUAUAUGCGCUACAAAAAAUGGCGCCUCGAAUACGAAGACUUUUUGGAAAUGCUGGCCCAAUUGUGCUCCGACAACGAAAUGAAUCUGGACGAGGUUAAGGAACUGUUGAUCGAGGCGGGUGUACCAAGUGGUGGUGAGAUUGUCAUUGUCAAAUAGACCAAGUUCCGACGAUAAUAAAAAUACAUACAAAGGUGUGUGACAAAAUA